AUGGAGUCUGCAGCCGUGUCGCAGCUGUUCAGGCAGCUUUUUCAACAUCGCCCUUGCCAGACAUGUCUCACGCGCCAAGUGCGACACGCUCCUCGCCGACUUUACAGCUCGCAGAAGCAAUACACAAGCCCAAACUACCAAGGACGCAGGAAAGAAGACAGCAAACUUGAGAGCAACUGGCAGCAACGUAGCACCUCUUUCCCUCCGGACAAACUCGAAGAGUUCAAGAGAUAUCCACAAGUCACCUCGGAUGGCCUACGUGCAAGGAAAGAGCGACCGAGGAGAGUCCGCAUGCUGAUGCGCGACUUCAUCGAGGACAGUCUGUACAACCCACAAUACGGCUACUUCUCAAAGCACGUCGUCAUUUGGACCCCUGGCGAGCCUUUCGACUUCAACCAACUUCCUGACGAACAGUCCUUCUACCGCGAGUACGGUCAACGGUACAACGAUUUUGAAGAUCAGCUGGAUGCAAAAGAAUACAACGAGACGAGACAGUUAUGGCAUACUCCCACGGAACUAUUCCGUCCCUACUAUGGAGAAGCCAUUGCCCGCCAUCUUGUCGCAAACUACAAGUUGCAACUAUAUCCUUACCAUGACCUGCUCAUCUACGAGAUGGGUGCCGGAAACGGAACUCUGAUGAUGAACAUCCUCGACUAUAUUCGCCAAACCGAUCCUGAAGUAUACGCUCGCACCCGCUUCCGCGUCAUUGAGGUUUCUUCUGCUCUGGCCUCGAUUCAGGGAAGCCAAUUGAUGAGAAAUGCUCAAGCAAAAGGUCACGCCGACAAAGUUUCCAUCAUCAACAAGUCAAUCUUCGACUGGGACAUCUAUGAGGCUUCUCCCUGUUUCUUCCUAGCCAUGGAAGUUUUCGAUAACUUUGCCCAUGAUGUUAUCAGAUAUGAUCCCUUUACUGAAGAACCACUUCAAGGCUCCGCUCUCGUAGACGCAAACGGAGACUUCUUCGAGUUCUACUCGAGAGACAUAGAUCCCGUGGCUUCACGCUUCUUGCGCGUCAGAGAUGCCGCAUGCAGCGACAUCAACUACGCUCAUCCUCUACGCAACUCCCCCGCCAUGCUCAGAAAGUUGAGGAGUAAGUUGCCAUUUGCUCCCAAUCUGAGCACUCCAGAGUAUAUCCCUACGAGAUUGAUGCACUUUUUCGACAUCUUGCACAAAUAUUUCCCAGCGCAUAAACUGGUUACUUCAGACUUUCACGCUCUGCCUGAUGCGGUGGAAGGCUUCUUCGACAUUCUGUUCCCGACCGACUUUGCAGUAAACGAAGCAAUCUACCGCGCCAUCACAGGAAAACUCACACGUGUCAUGAAGCAUGAGGAUUUCUUCAAGAGAUGGGCUUAUGUGGAAGAUACUCAGACAAGAAACGGCGAGAACCCAUUGUUGAGUUGGUACAAAAACGCUUCUGUAAUGAUUACUGUAUAG
Aureobasidium musti is the source of this 1431-nucleotide messenger RNA. Lineage: Eukaryota; Fungi; Ascomycota; Dothideomycetes; Dothideales; Saccotheciaceae. The record is from the annotation of a GenBank genome assembly.